This is a messenger RNA of Entamoeba histolytica HM-1:IMSS, 642 nucleotides long. RefSeq lists its product as uncharacterized. Bases 1 to 642 code for a protein of 213 amino acids. The record is from RefSeq and is a predicted model, not a curated record. NCBI's taxonomy places the organism in Eukaryota, Evosea, Mastigamoebida, Endamoebidae. The transcript has a single exon.
AUGAAAAGAACACUUGAUAAAUACACAGGGAUGAUUGUCUCAAGAUAUUUUGAAAGUAUUAAUGACUUUAUUAACUUUGAAAUGACAUGCAAAAAGUAUGAAGGGAAUAUGGAAAGAUUUCAUUUCAAUCCAAUUCAAAUUAACACUACAACAAGAAAAUACUUUCCUAACAUUGAAACAAUUCAUUUAAGAAGAGAAAAUGAAGAAAAAAUAGAAGGAGGGAAAAUCAAUAAGAAAGUUAUAUGGUAUAAACAGACAUAUAGCGAUGCAAUUGAAGAAAUAAAGAAAGGAAAUGAAUGUAAGAAUAUUUGUUAUACAAAAGAAGAUAGAAAGAAAUAUGGAAAUAAUGUUCCUGAGAAUGUUAAUAGAUUAGAAAAUGAAUGUUAUAGUCAUUGUAUUGAUUUAGAAACAAUAAUAAUUCCAUCAAAUAUAAAAUCAAUUGGAUAUAAAUGUUUUUGUGGGUGCACUUCAUUAAAAUCAAUUAAUAUUCCACAAAAUGUAACAUUAAUUGGUGAUAAAUGUUUUUCACAUUGUAUUUCUCUUACAUCAAUUUCCAUUCCACAACAUACUAAAAUGAUAGAUUGGAUGUGUUUUUAUGGAUGUGAUAAAUUAACACAAAUAACAUUCAAAUCGUCUGUUUAA